This is a messenger RNA of Cinara cedri, 210 nucleotides long. Lineage: Eukaryota; Metazoa; Arthropoda; Insecta; Hemiptera; Aphididae. The record is from the annotation of a GenBank genome assembly.
UGAUACUUCUAAGCCGAAUUUCGAACAUCGGUCUAUUUGCAAAACUAAAUUGAAAAAAAGUGAUACUUCUAAGCCGAAUUUCGAACAUCGGUCUAUUCGCAAAACUAAAUUGAAAAAAAGUGAUACUUCUAAGCCGAAUUUCGAACAUCGGUCUAUUCUAAAAACUAAAUUGAAAAAAAGUGAUACUUCUAAGCCGAAUUUCGAACAUCG